AUGCCCUCACGUAUUGGCCCAGUGCUAGGACGCAGUUCUUACAUUGAUGACAUUGCUCAUGGUGCGAAAACAUGGGAUCAGCUUUGUGAGGAUCUGGAUACUUUGCUCUAUCGCUUACGUUACUGGCAUUUAUCGGUGCGUUUACCAAAGAGCGAGUUUGGAAAACGAUCGAUCCCGUAUUUGUCACAUGAAAAUAGUGCAGAAGGUAUCCGAGCGACCCCAAAAGUUGUGAAGGGUGUUAUGGAUCUACCGUUUCCCAAAUCUCACAAAGGUGUGCUAUCGUUUCUUGGAAGUCUGAACUACUACCAUAAGUUCAUUGAAGAAUUGUGGUGGCAGCAGUCCUCUAAUAACUUUCAGAAGACAAGAUACGUCAGGGACGAGACCUCUCUCGAGCUCAUGAAUCAUUCGUACUGCUCAAAAGGAAAAUCGUUGCGACGUCAAUGUUAA
Messenger RNA from Phytophthora megakarya, 447 nucleotides. Lineage: Eukaryota; Oomycota; Peronosporomycetes; Peronosporales; Peronosporaceae. The record is from the annotation of a GenBank genome assembly.